AUGUAUUUUAAAAAUUUAAUAGUUAUAAUAUUAUUUUUUAUUUUUAUAAUAUUCCAAGAAAAUCAAUUUGUACAAUCAAUUGAAACACUAGAAUUUACAACAUUUGAUAUUAAUAUUAAGAAAUGCUUAUCCAAAGUUUAUGAUGUAUCAUUAGAUUCUUGUUCAACCUCAAGUGGAAUUUGUGAAACUGGAAGUUUUAAAAUUGAAAAAAGAUCAAAUUUAACUGGACAAUUUAAUUUAAAUCUUUAUGACCACAGUAAUGAUUGUUCAACUCAAUUCACUCAAUUAAUAUUUAAUUGUAAUAAUGUAAUAGAUACCAAUAUAACAGACUAUGGUGUAUUCAAUGCAAUGUGUUAUCAAUCAUUCGUUGAUUCUUCAUCUUUUAAACUAUUACCAUCAUCAUUAAUAUUAUUAUUGUUUGUAAUAACUUUAAUUUUAAUAAUAUAA
This is a messenger RNA of Dictyostelium discoideum AX4, 447 nucleotides long. RefSeq lists its product as hypothetical. The transcript has a single exon. The coding region runs from base 1 to 447 and encodes 148 amino acids. The record is from RefSeq and is a predicted model, not a curated record. NCBI's taxonomy places the organism in Eukaryota, Evosea, Eumycetozoa, Dictyosteliales, Dictyosteliaceae.